UGGAGUCGGAUGCAGGUCGGCCACCGUGAGCGAUACUCCGUCGAGCGGAUGCUGGCUCUCCGCGACUAUUACGAGCAAGCGUCACUGCUUCGGGUCCUGUUCGUGUGCCUCGUCACGCCGUUGCCGGCGUUCGCGGCCGUGAUUCUGAUCGAGUGCAUCCCGUUGCGUUCCCCUGGUGAGGGGUGGCGCGCCAACUACGCGUUCUGGGUCCGGCUGUUCCUGUCGAGCUUCCCCAUGGCGGUGGGCGGCGUGCUGCAGGUGAAGCAGGUGAUCCCGCCGGGGAUCAUUUCGUACCGAGCCACGGUUGCUAUUGGGUUGGGGACGGCGGUGGGUUAUGUGUCGUGUGCGCUUGGUCUGGCGGCGUUGUGGACGUUCCCGGUGCCGUUCGGCUACGCGUUGAUGGUGGGUCCGUUCGUGUGUUUCUUCAUGGCGAGCGUUUGUGUUGUGGUUGGGCCGAAGAUGUUGUCGAAGUCUUUGCGCCAGCAGAUCAUCCCGCCGUUGUCGGUUCUGGCAGCUCAAGGCAUGCUGGCGGGCUGUUAUCCUCCGUUCUACGCUGUCUUUCGCCAGCUCUCAGGGUUUCAGCAGACUACGUUUGUUACUGUUCUGCCGGUCAUCAAGGUGUUGAGCAAGCAGUACAUCGCCAAAGUUUCUGCGCAUCUGAAGGAGUGCAUCGGUCCGACCAUCAUCUUCUCCGUCGACGUCUGCAAUAUUCUCUACAGCGUCAUCUGCAUGCAGACCGCGGUCUCGUCCCUCACGAGCGUCUUUUUAAUCGGCUCCGAUGUGUUCUUCAUCCUGAUGGUGCUGCGCAGCAUCUACCGGAUCAACCCUGCUAGUGUAUGGCCUGAAGACGCGCUAUCGAGCUCGAUGCAAACAAGGCGCCAGAGCUACCUGCAGUCUCUGCCCGUGCUAGUGCGCAAAACGUUCGAGAACGUUGACAGUCUCGACGGUCCAAGCCAGCCCGUUCGUGUGUGCGCACCUUUCCCGUUGCCUCUUGCGGGUGAUAGCAAGGAGCUGAUCGCCGAGCUUUAUUCGAGGGGCGACACACGUGAGGUAGAGGCAACACAACGAGGAGCAGUAAGCCAAGACACUCUCAAGACAAAAUCGUCGUCUGUGGUUAAGGCCGAGGUCAAAGUAGCGUCACGGAGCGUGCCAGUCUUCGCGAUCACAAAGAACAAAGUUGAACCCUCCCCGAGCCUUCGCCCCAUGCAGACGGAUACUGCUGCACAAGAGGUUCAAGACGCCCUCCAAGCUCUCUUCCACUCGGAGUACGUGCUGAUGGGAGAAUACGUCGAGUGCGUUUUGCCGCUGCUUUAUGCUCUGUACCUCGCCGUCCUCUACCAUCUCCCUACUGCAGCUUACUACCCGCACAUGAAGGCGCUGACGGCGGACAAGUUGAGCGACACGCUUGUAAAUCUGCUGCUGUACGCACUCGUUGAGUUCGCCUCGUUUGUUGGGGUGAUUGUACUGCUGAGGCGCAAGUUCGGCUUCUCGCCACUGUACCAGUUGGCGUUCGUGCUGGAGACACAAGCGCGCGCGUUGCAGAGCCAACUGUUGAUCUGGGUGUUGUGUAUUCUGCAGUUCACGUUGGUGCAUAAUGGU
This is a messenger RNA of Phytophthora sojae, 1599 nucleotides long. RefSeq lists its product as hypothetical. Lineage: Eukaryota; Oomycota; Peronosporomycetes; Peronosporales; Peronosporaceae. The transcript is spliced from 2 exons. The annotation marks the transcript as partial. The record is from RefSeq and is a predicted model, not a curated record.